This is a messenger RNA of Alexandromys fortis (reed vole), 2172 nucleotides long. RefSeq names its product casein kinase 2 subunit alpha' interacting protein (gene Csnk2a2ip). The transcript has a single exon. The record is from RefSeq and is a predicted model, not a curated record. NCBI's taxonomy places the organism in Eukaryota, Metazoa, Chordata, Mammalia, Rodentia, Cricetidae. Bases 1 to 2172 code for a protein of 723 amino acids.
AUGGUGCCAUUAACAUAUCAUGAUCAACAUUUUGUGCAUUUAGACGACUCUCAGCAACAAACUACAAUCAAUUCACCUAUACAUCAAUACACAUGUGAGGCAUUAAACCAAUUCAACAGCCAACCUGCGGCAAAAGAACAGUCUCAAAAUAUAGUCACAGUGCCGCGACCAAGCUUUAACAAGAAGGCCCAGAGCUUCUGUACACUGACUCCUCCGAGCUCUAAAGUGGCACAAGAUCCCUAUAACAGGGUUAUGAAAUCAUCAUCAUUAUAUUCCAAAUGUCCAGCAAAACCUUCGAAAGACCUCCACUUGAAAAGUUCCUUUAAUACCUCUUGGAAAUCCUUGGCUUCACCUGUGUCUCACCACAAGCCCCCGACAAUCUCUUCACCCAGCUUUACCAAUGCUUCAGUGCUGGAACCCAGUCAAUUAGCUCUGAGAUCAAGAUUAUCGCUCCCAAAGCCUCAGACAUCAUCAAGUAUUGACCCUUGCUGGGAAUCACCUUCAUCUGAGUCUACUCAAAGAGUCUCAACACUAUCGCCAUCUACCCUUCAACAUCAAGAAACACCUUCCCUAAAUGUCAUCUGGACUUCACCUUCUCUGGACUUGAGUCCAAGUGAACCUACCUUAACAUUAGGUUCAUCUAAAUCACAGAAGGAACCCUUACUGGACUGUGUUUGGUCAUCUUUAUUAGAAUCCAAUCAAAAAGUUUUGAGCUCACCACAACUCAGUCACAAGCUUCAACAAAAUGACUCUCCUCCAACUUCAUCUUCUUUGGAGUCCAAUCAAAUGUCUCAGAAUUCACCAUUGUCUGAACGUAAAGCUUCGAAAAGUCCUGCGUCAAAUUCUAAUAACAAUGUUCUAAGUUUGCCUCUUUCCCAAGCAAAAUCAAGGAAACCACCACAUUCUGUUCAUCCAUCUCCAAGUUUGCCAGCGUGCCAGCCAAAACCUAAAACAAUGCUCAAAUGUGAGCCUAGAACCCGGACCCUCAGCUCACCUGCUUGUCACAACAAAGUCCAGAGUACUGCCACACUCAAAGACAAAUGCAGAGCCCGUCCCCUAUCAUCAGUUCCUCCUAAGCCAAAUAUCUCAGGCCAAAGAGUAUCAAGUCCCAAACCCUGCGUCAAGAACAAAAAUGCUUCAAUUCUGAGUUCCAGACUCCAGAGUAAAGGUAGUGUUGAACAAAAGGUAAAACCGCAAACAGAGAAUGAAGUCCCAUGGUCCUUAUAUUAUAGUCAUCCCUGCAUUAUUAAAGGAGGUUCUGUCCCUGUUGAUGUUGUAAAUAAAAUCGUCAAUUCUAUUUCCAAGUCUACAAUCCAGAAGGAUCUCUCUAGGCAAAUUCUCUUUCGAAGAAUGAGGGGAAGGCCAAAUCCUCAUCCUGGUCCCCGCCUUUCGUCAACAUAUACUGUUUGUUUAGAAUGUGCUUCCUGUAUAAAAUCUCAGUGUAGUCAUUUUACAGGAAAGAAAGAUCCUCGGUAUGCCACACUCUUUGUCAUCCCGACACCUGAGAUCAGCUCUGAUGGGAAAAUUGACGUAAAAUUAGUUCUUAUCCUUUCCCUCCCAGAGACUUGUACCUCGUCCUGUUACCAAUUUCCCAUGAAAGAUAAUCAACCUGAUGAUAAUCUAGAAGCCCUCGAUGAUAAUAUUGAAGAAUUAGAGAAGAUAACACAGUUUUUCCCUGCCUCUGAAUCUGAUUUAAUCCAGGGACUCAAGACAAACCAAAAGUGGUUAGCUGUAUCCUCUGAAGACAAAGAUGUAAGUGAAGAGCCCCAAGCUAUUGACUGGCUGCUUUAUGUUAAAAACAGAAAUAGUACUCAGCCUCAAGUCCCAGUUCAAGCCCCAUCCUCAUCUUCAUCUUCUUGCUCAUCCCUUUCCUCUUCUUCUUCCUCCUCUUCCUCUACUGGUUUUCCUUCUCCACAUUCUCCUUGCAAAGACUCCACUCUUGCUCCUCUCUCAGGUUAUGUUGUUACUAGUGUAAGAAGUCACCACCGGUUACCUCCAGGGGUCUCCUGGCUGCAGUUCAUACGGGGUACAAGUUCUGAAACCGCCAAAAGAAGACAUUCACCAACACCGAAAACCAAGCGCGUGAGGACUCGCAACACGAAAUCCAUGAAAAAGGGGAAAAGGGGACCAAACACACUGUUCAGAUAUUUCCAAACGAAGUUCCAAAAUUAG